UCUAAACUAUUGUCCACAUAUUUAUCCAAAAGCUCUAUUUCAUGAUACUAGAAUCUGAGAACAGUGCAAUAAUGGAUCAGCAUUUCAAAGAGGAGUUGGCCGAACCAGUUACUCCAACGGGAUAUUACGCAGACAGCAAUUAUCUUAGCAUGUAUAUUCUUGCAGUCUUAGAGUUUGAAGUUCCCAUCCAUGACUUGCCAGUUGUGUCUCUGAUCAAAGAUGCAUUUCACAACAUCCCUCGCUUCACCUCUAUAAUGAUUCAAGAUGAAAAAGGAGUGAAAAGAUGGAAACGUGUUGAGGUGAAGUUUGAGGAGCAUGUCACUGAGCUCAAUUUCAUUGAUGGCAUGUCAGUGGAUUCAUAUGACAAGCAUUUUGGUGAUUACUUGUCAAGGAUAGCAAUGGAGAAACUACCAAAGACAAGGCCAUUGUGGCAAGUCCAUGUAAUCAAAUACCCAACAAGCAAUGCUAAAGGAACCGUGGUACUCAAAUUUCACCAUGCAAUUGGAGAUGGCUACACUCUCAUGGGUCUUCUUCUUUCUUCUUUACAAAGUGCUGAUGACCCCUCUCUUCCUCUGUCUUUUCCAUCACGCAAGUCAUCAAAACCAGAAAAUACAAGCAAAUUCUUUUUGAAGAGAAUUCCUCUGCUUCUCUCCAUGGUUUGCAAUUCCUUGUCAGAGUUUGGAUACAGCCUUUUGAAAAGUUUUUUAAUUGAAGAUGAUAAAACACCAAUAAGGUCUGGGGUUGAACAAUUUGAGUCUCGAUCAACCGUGAUAUCAAACAUCACAUUUUCAAUUGACCAUAUCAAAGAAAUUAAGUCUAAUCUUGGAGUGACUGUAAAUGAUGUAAUUACUGGAAUAAUCUUUUAUGGGAUUCGGCUUUACAUGCAAGACAUUGACUCUAGGUCAGGAACAUUGAAUUCCACUGCAUUGGCAAUAGCCAACACAAGAAAAGUUAAAGAUUAUCAUGGAGUUCAGGAAAUGUUAAAGACUGCAAAGGGUGCUUGGGGUAACCACAUUACUUACUUGCAUGUGUCAGUGCCCAAAUUAGAAGACACCCCAAUUUCGAAUCCUCUCCAAUUUGUCAGAAAAGCACACUCUUCAAUCAAGAGGAAGAGAAAUUCUUUUGCUGCUAUUUUGAUUGUCAAGCUUCUACGAAUGAAGCUAAAGAUUCAAGGCCCUGAGGCAGUGGCUAAAGAUGUCCAUAGGACAAUGACAAAUUCAAGCUUACUGAUCUCAAACUUGGUCGGACCACUUGGGAAAAUGGCUUCAGCCAAUCAUCCCAUAAGUGGGCUCUUCUUUACGGUGUCUGGUAUUCCACAGAGUCUUGUAAUUUCAAUUAUUAGCUAUAUGGGAAUGUUACGAGUAACCACUGCAACAGAACAAGGGUCCAUAGAUGAGAAAAAGUUGGUGGGGUACGUGAACAAUGCCUUUGAGAUAAUAUAUCGAGAAGCAGCCAAGCAAAAUACUAGAAAGUGAAAUGAAUUUUA
Lotus japonicus is the source of this 1486-nucleotide messenger RNA. Its product is annotated as wax ester synthase/diacylglycerol acyltransferase 3-like. Gene Ontology annotation, cellular component: plasma membrane. Gene Ontology annotation, biological process: triglyceride biosynthetic process. The record is from RefSeq and is a predicted model, not a curated record. Gene Ontology annotation, molecular function: long-chain-alcohol O-fatty-acyltransferase activity; diacylglycerol O-acyltransferase activity. Bases 42 to 1475 code for a protein of 477 amino acids. Lineage: Eukaryota; Viridiplantae; Streptophyta; Magnoliopsida; Fabales; Fabaceae. The transcript is spliced from 5 exons.